GCCUGACUUGGAUGGGUGCAAAGGGUCGUGGUCAGCAAGGUGAUAGGUUCCAAUAAAGCUAGCCGGUAUCAACUUGCCAGAGACGGCGACACAAUAACGAUGGUCCGUUCAAUUGGAAGUUCGGGGUCUUGAAGUCCGCGCGUCGAACGCAACUUCCUCUGCGCCAGAAGACGCUUCAUCAGGGCACAGCUGGUUGCCAAGCUGACGACUGACAUCAUGGGUAUGUCCAAUUGCGUAGCCCUAUCAGAAAUCGAUUUCAGGACAGGUCGUGGAGGAAGACGAUGGUAGUUUAUAAAGAGCAAAGUGUAGCCAUUGGAAAAUCACACAUCAGACAUCGAACAAGCAAGAAUCAAUCGAGCAAGUCAACCAAGACGACUUCCAAGCAAAGCAAAUCACAUUCACAUUCACAAACAUGGGUCUCAUUCACAAGAUCGAAGAGAAGGUGCUCCACCACGGUGAACAGAAGCAGCACAUGCCUCCUCAGCAACAGCAACAAGGCUUCGGCCAGCAAGGCUAUGGUCAACAAGGCUACGGCCAACAGGGCUAUGGCCAGCCUCAAGGUGGUUAUGGUGGUGGUGGUAUGGGAAUGAACGGUGGUCGCCAGGAGUUUGGCGGCCAUCACGGUGGUGGCGACUUCAGUGGGCCUCCUCAGAACGGAGGUCAGUUUGGUGGUCCUUCCGGCGGUAUGGGCGGACCUCAGGGCGGCAUGGGAAUGGGUGGUCGUGAAGGUCACCAUGGCGGCGGUCAUCAGGGUGGACCCCAUGGUGGCGGCAUGGGCGGACCUCAAGGCGGCAUGGGCGGACCUCAGGGUGGUAUGGGAGGACACCAGGGAGGUAUGGGAGGACACCAGGGAGGUAUGGGUGGUCGCGGAGGUCCUGGUGGCUGGUAGAAGAUUGCGCUGCUCCAGCUUGAAUGCCGCUCACCAGACUCUAUUUUGAUACCCGCAUCCCGAGCCUACGCAUGUAACGAAUCAACACGCAACUUGAACUUUGCUCGAACGUCCGA
Molecule: messenger RNA, 1005 nt
Organism: Aureobasidium pullulans EXF-150
Lineage: Eukaryota; Fungi; Ascomycota; Dothideomycetes; Dothideales; Saccotheciaceae
Exons: 2
Coding region: 413-889 (158 amino acids)
Source: RefSeq, a predicted model, not a curated record